Messenger RNA from Brassica oleracea var. oleracea, 807 nucleotides. RefSeq names its product B3 domain-containing protein At5g25470-like. NCBI's taxonomy places the organism in Eukaryota, Viridiplantae, Streptophyta, Magnoliopsida, Brassicales, Brassicaceae. Gene Ontology annotation, molecular function: DNA binding. The transcript has 4 exons. The record is from RefSeq and is a predicted model, not a curated record. The coding region runs from base 1 to 780 and encodes 259 amino acids.
AUGUUGCCGGAGAGAAGGAUGCAAGAAUGUCUGAGCAAGUCUAGCUUCUCCAAGUCUCUGUCUCCAGGUCAACACUGGAAAUCUAAAUCCAUGAGGAUUAUUCCGGAAGAGUUCUUGAGAAGCACCCAUGAGUCUUUUGAGCACAGAGUGGUGUUUAGCGUUCCAUGGAACAAUUCUUGGCAACUCUGGCUCCGCCCAGACAAGAAAGGUCUGUUUAUGAUCAAAGAAGACUGGGAUGAGUUUGCGGACGACAACUUCUUAGGUCCAGAUGAUACCUUGGUCUUCACACACCAAGACACUAUGUAUUUUCAAGUGCACAUCUUCAAGAAAGAUGGAAAAGAGAUCAUAUCUGCACCUCUUGAAGUUGAACCCCAAAAGGAGACAACCUCUGCCUCUGCCUCUGCAAUUGGAAGAACAGCUACUCGAGGGAGAAAGAGUUGUGCUAAUUUGCAAAACCCUGAGCGAUACCUCUUAAACCCCCAAAACCCUUAUUUUGCGAAGACACUUAAGAAAACAAACCAUUUGCUGCAUGUGGGCCUUCCGGUGAUUAGGCAGUAUGGCUUGGAGUUUGGUCCCCAUGAUUCCUCCAUGUACUUCAUUCUUCCCGAUGGAAAUAAAGUGGAUGGCUUAACUAAGUAUUACAACGGUUUACCUAGUUUCCUUGGCUGGGCGGAUGUAUGUCAACAGUACAACCUCAAAAUAGGAGACACUGUUGUUUGUGAAUUUGAACUCUCAGGACGUGUGGUUGCAGCUGUUAGAGUUCAUUUCGUCAAUGAAUGAGGAGAUAGCUCUAGUCUCAUUCCUAUG